CUCUUUUGCUUGGUAUGCAUCUUAACAGGAAACUAUAUGUUUUAUUUUUCAUGGCCUUUUCAUUCAGACUUGCAGAUGGGGAUGAGUUGGUUUGUACUCGGGGAGUAUGAUAGUCUGCGUAUCAUGAAACAACCAAGUCCCACUGAAUGGCUCUCCUGUUACAAAUGGAUUAUCAACACCGUGGUACCGAGCUGUGAGGUAGUGCCAACGUAGGUUUCCAGGGAUGAAUGCCGGAAUCGCUCUAAGGUACGCCAGAAAGUCGUGGUUGCCAGAUUCCAUCGCUUUCCUCGUCAGGAUCUCGUGGUAAUACAUGAAUUCUUGUUCUUUUUCCUGAACCAUGGCAUUCGCCUUAUCGACUGCCUGCUGAACAGAGCGAACGGUGUGGUCCGUGAAGAGCAAGAGAAAAAUUAUGUUCUUGAAAGUUUUCUUCCUCAGCUCCUUUGGGAAUGAAAAGAUGUCGUUCACCAGCCAGAUGUGAUCAAACAUGGCAUCUAUCGCCCGGAGGCACAUCUGCGUGAAGUUAAGCAUCGGCUUGACAACGAAGUCCUCCCGGCGAUGCACAGCGUUAAGACUCUUUCGUGAACUCCUCUUCGUCCGAGUAGCAGCCAACAAAUUUCCUGUACGAGACGAGCAGCCGCUGGAAGAGGAGCGGCGACAUAAGCUUCCGCAGAUCUGGGACGAGCUCGGCUUGGGCGACGAGCACGGGCUUGUUGGGAACUUGGGCGAUGGAUCUUUGACCGGAGGCAAGGCUCAUGUAAGCUUCCAGGAUCUCGUUCCGCUGCGAAGGCUCCUCGUCGACAGCAUCGUCGAGAAUGGUGAUGAGCCAGGUGUACUUGGCGGCCGCUAGAGCGUGCCUGGAGUCGCCCCAAGGCACAACGAAGGUGCCGUAGAGUGGCGUCCUCCACUGGGUGAAGCAUUUCUUCUCUGCAGCGGCAUUGGUGGCAUUGAUCUUGAGGAAGCGAAAGGCCCAAUCGUUCGCCUGUCUGGAGACGGAGGCGUAGUCUGGGUGGCACUGCAAUGGCAGCGAGCAGCGGAUUUGAGGCAAGUAGAUGCUCUUGCAGGCGAGGAGCUGCUCCAGAAUUUGGGGACGAUAGAUAGAAGGCGCGGCCAUUAUCAUCCACUCUGGAGAACCUCUAUUGAGGCGAUCUCUUAAACUAUUGAGGUGUGAACAGCGAGAUAAGAGCCCAUUAGGAUGAGGAAGAGCUGUCGUAUAGCUGUUAGUAUGCUGUUUCGGCCUGGCGUGUUAUUCGCAAACCGAUGUAGCGUGAAAAAGUCCGUACUGCAGAAUAUUGCGUCCGCCACGUGGUGACA
Selaginella moellendorffii is the source of this 1311-nucleotide messenger RNA. RefSeq lists its product as uncharacterized. NCBI's taxonomy places the organism in Eukaryota, Viridiplantae, Streptophyta, Lycopodiopsida, Selaginellales, Selaginellaceae. Bases 485 to 847 code for a protein of 120 amino acids. The record is from RefSeq and is a predicted model, not a curated record. The transcript has 2 exons.